AUGGUCAUGAGCGACGACGAGAAGGCCGCUGCCACUGGCGGGGUGGCCGAGAUGUCGCCCAAUGCCUCUCGCCCGUCCAUCGUUGACGACACGAUCAAGGACGUUGAUUCGGAGCCCUUUUCCUACGACGAAGACGAUCGCGACUACUGCUCGCCGCAAAACACCACCGAGCACGACCUCAACGUCACCGAAGAUGACCUGCUCGAGGCCCAGGAGCUCGCCUCCCGAUUCACCCUCCAGGAAGUCCGCGACAUCAUGACUAGAGUCUACCGCGUCCACGAAAAGGAUCACAACUUCCCGUCCAUCAUCAUCCACAAGAUCAAGGCCUUUCUUGAAAACGAGUCCGUCUUCUCGAACCCCGAGAAGCACCAGCACUUGAUCCAGGAAAUGAAGCUAGAAGCCGCCCUCGUCACCAGCAACAGCCCGUACGCCGAGGUGCGCGCCGUCGUCAGCAACAAGGACGAUCCCACAACGCCCUGCUCAACCAUCCGCAGCUGGGCCAUUGGCCUGGCCUUUAGCUGCCUGCUGGCCUUUAUCAACCAAUUGUUCGACAUUCGCCAACCUGCCAUCCGCGUCAUGGCCAACGUCGCCCAGCUGCUGUCCUACCCCGUGGGCAAGGCCUGCGAGAACUGGCUGCCGGACAUCGGCUUCACCUUUUUUGGCACAUACCACUCCCUCAACCCCGGGCCCUUCUCGAAAAAGGAACACAUGCUCAUCACUAUCAUGGCGAACGUGGCAUACAACACACCCUACACGAACAACAUCAUCUGGGUCCAGUAUCUGCCCCAGUAUUUUAACCAGCCCUAUGCGUCCCAUGUGGCCUACCAGCUUCUCAUUGCCCUGGCCACCAACUUUAUCGGAUACGGCAUGGCGGGCAUCUGUCGCCGCUUCCUGGUCUAUCCGUCGUACUGCGUGUGGCCGGCCUCUCUGGUGACUAUUGCCCUCAACAAGGCCUUCCACAACGAGGCCAAUGCCCCGGUUGAGGGCCCCUUUGGCAAGAAGUGGAAGAUUUCUCGUAUCAAGUUCUUCUACAUCAUGUUUGGCGCCAUGUUCGUCUGGUUCUGGUUCCCCAACUACAUCUUCACUGCCUUGUCCAGGUUCAACUGGUUAACCUGGAUCGCCCCCCACAAUCGCGACCUCAACGUCAUCACGGGCAUCAACCAUGGCCUGGGCGUCAACCCAUUCCCGACCUUUGACUGGAACGUCUUGCUGUGGGACUCGGCCGACCCCCUCAUGGUUCCUUUUUACAGCACGCUGAACCGAUUCUUUGGCGUCUUCGUCUCCUUCUGGGUGGUGCUGGCCUUCUGGUACAGCAACGUAUACGACACCGGCUAUCUUCCCAUUAACAGCAACCGGGUAUUCGACCACUUUGGCAAGCUGUACAACAUUAGCCGCGCCGUCGACGACCGGGGGCUGUUCAACGGCACAGAGUACAAGACAUACUCGCCGCCCUUUCUGAGUGCCGGCAACAUUGUCAUUUACAUGUUCUUCUUCGCGAUUUACACCUCGACGCUGACCUAUGCCGUUCUCUACCACCGCCACGAGAUCCUCAUGGGCUUCAAGUCCCUCUUUGCCAGCUUCCGCAAGAAGACCAGCCCGAUCAAGGACGAAAAGAUCCUCGACGUCCACAACCGGCUGAUGAAGGCAUACCCUGAGGUGCCAGAGUGGUGGUACUUGAUCUGUCUCUUAGUUGCCAUUGCAUUAGGUAUCGCUGGCAUAGCCGGGUGGGAUACGAAUACGUCUCCCGGCGUUGUGUUUUACGGCCUGGCGCUCUGCAUCGUCUUUGUCAUUCCCGUGGGCAUCAUUAAGGCCAUGACGGGCAUCGAGGUCACCCUCAACGUGCUGGCCGAGUUCAUUGGCGGAUCCUGGGUCGACGGCAACGCGCUGGCCAUGAACUACUUCAAGUCGUUUGGCUAUGUCACCUGCGCACACGCCGUGUGGUUCUGCAACGAUCUCAAGCUCGCCCACUACGUCAAGAUCCCCCCUCGCCACACCUUCAUCGCGCAGAUCAUUGCCACCUUUAUCAGCACCGUCAUCUGCACCGGCGUUCUCAACUUCCAGAUGAAGGGCAUUGACGGCGUCUGCACGCCCGAUGCCCAGUUCAAGCUCACCUGCCCCGGCGUCAACACGUUCUUCACUGCCUCUGUCCUUUGGGGAACGGUUGGUCCGCAGAAGAUCUUUGGCCACUCCGGACAGUACACGGAGAUUUUGGUCGGAUUUCCGCUGGGCAUUCUUGUGGUUGUCUUCUUCUGGGGGCUGAACAGGAAGUUUCCCCAGUGGACCUGGACGCGACAGAUCCACCCCGUGGCCAUCAUGUACGGCGGAAUUGUGUGGGCGCCGUAUAACAUGUCGUACGUGUGGCCGUCUGUGCCGAUUGCAUGGAUCUCCUGGGUCUACCUCAAGACUCGGUUUGUGUCCUUUUGGUCCAAGUACAACUUUGUUCUCUCAGCGGCCUGGUCGUGCGGCAUCGCCAUCUCGGGCAUCAUCAUCUUCUUUGCCCUGCAAUACACCGACGUUGAGUUCCACUGGUGGGGGAACAUGGCGUCUGACAUGGGCUGCGAGGGCCAGGCGUGCACACUGAAGCAUCUUGCGCCGGGCGAGUACUUUGGGCCACGGAUUGGCACAUUCGACUGA
Messenger RNA from Trichoderma citrinoviride, 2634 nucleotides. Its product is annotated as OPT-domain-containing protein. Gene Ontology annotation, biological process: transmembrane transport. Gene Ontology annotation, molecular function: oligopeptide transmembrane transporter activity. The record is from RefSeq and is a predicted model, not a curated record. NCBI's taxonomy places the organism in Eukaryota, Fungi, Ascomycota, Sordariomycetes, Hypocreales, Hypocreaceae. The transcript is spliced from 3 exons. The coding region runs from base 1 to 2634 and encodes 877 amino acids.